UCAUGCAGCCAUAAAAUAAAAUGCUGACUUCUCAAAGUGCGGCGGGUGAACCCGUCUCAGGAUAGCAGCGCUGAAGCCUGACCCCUGACAGAGGGGGAGUGAGGCAGAAAAAGAGACUUGCUGGAGCUGCAGCUUCUUCUUUGCUUCAGCACUGAGCUUCUGUGAAGGCGUGCAUGAGUGUGUGAGCCGGAGCCAUGUCAGACCCCAGGGACAUCGAUGAGGACGCCAUCCUCAAGGGCCUCAGCGCCGAGGAGCUGGACCAGCUGGAGUAUGAGCUGCAGGAGAUGGAUCCUGAGAAUGCAAUGCUGCCAGCUGGCUUCCGGCAGCGCGACCAGACCAAGAAGAGACCGACCGGUCCGUUUGACCGCGACGCUCUGCUGCAGCACCUGGAGAAGCAGGCCCUGGAGUUCCCCGACAGGGAGGACCUGGUGCCCUUCACCGGGGAAAAGAAAGGAAAACAGUUUGUCGCUAAGAAGAAAUCCGGGAUUCCCGAACACGAGCAGGUGAUCCUGGAGCCAGAGCUGGAGGAGGCUCUGAAAAACGCCACGGAUGCAGAGAUGUGCGACAUCGCAGCCAUCCUUGGGAUGUACACGCUAAUGAGCAACAAGCAGUACUACGACGCUCUGGGCACCACGGGAACCAUUGCCAACACAGAAGGCAUCAACAGUGUUGUGAAACCAGAUCCAUUCAAGAUCUUCCCAGAGGAACCCCCCAACCCCACCAACGUGGAGGAGACCCUGGAGCGGAUCAACAACAAUGACAGCAGCCUGAUAGAGGUCAACCUCAACAACAUCAAGGACAUUCCCAUCCCAACACUUAUAGAGAUCUUUGAGGCAAUGAAGGGAAACUCUCACGUGGAGUUUCUCAGCAUCGCUGCCACCCGUAGCAACGACCCCGUGGCCCGUGCUUGUGCUGAGAUGCUGGAAGAAAACACCAGCUUACAAAGUCUUAACAUCGAGUCCAACUUCAUCACUUCAGAGGGGAUGACGGCCAUCAUCAAAGCGAUGGGCAGCAACGCCACCCUGGUGGAGCUGAAGAUCGACAACCAGAGGCAGAAGCUUGGAGAUUCGGUUGAGAUGGAGAUCGCCUCCAUGUUGGAGAACAACUCCAGCAUCCUCAAGUUUGGCUACCACUUCACCCAGCAGGGUCCGCGCGCCCGAGCCGCCAUGGCCAUCACACGAAACAACGACAUGAUUCGCCAGCAGAGGCUGAGAUGAAAGGAGCCUUGAACAAAAAAAGAAAUUAAAAAUUCAACCAGUUCAGCCUCUGGAAACCUCCCUCCUGGUGAAGCAUAAGAUCCUCCCCAAAUGGACCGUGUUCAUCCAUUUCAUUUCAUUUUCUGCUUUGCUGACAUGAUAAAAUCCAGAUAGAAAAAUGCAAAGUGUCUUCUUUUUGUGGUUUAGUUUGUUCAUCACUAACAUCCUCACAAUUCUCUUCAUUCGUGAAACUUUUUUGUUGUCAUUGUGGUGCUAAAUUCUAUGUGGAGAGGGUAAAAAUCUGUAAAUAUUUCAAAUAAAAACAACUGAUUCAAAUAUUUUUUAAAA
Molecule: messenger RNA, 1544 nt
Organism: Oryzias melastigma (Indian medaka)
Lineage: Eukaryota; Metazoa; Chordata; Actinopteri; Beloniformes; Adrianichthyidae
Gene: tmod4
Product: tropomodulin 4 (muscle)
Exons: 10
Coding region: 195-1217 (340 amino acids)
Biological process (GO): myofibril assembly; pointed-end actin filament capping; muscle contraction
Cellular component (GO): striated muscle thin filament; myofibril
Molecular function (GO): tropomyosin binding
Source: RefSeq, a predicted model, not a curated record